GGAAAUCUGUAGAAAAUGGAGCCAACGAGGGACUUUGAAGAUGAGGAAAGUGCAGUAGAGAUGGUGGCCAAGUAUACUACUACUACUACUGCACAAGUAGACGACGAGAAGAAGAGGUUAAUGGUGUUUGAAGGCGAGGAGCUUAGCGAAUUGAAAUGGUUUAGUAUCUCCUCCAUACAUGAGAGUUUGGAAAGUGCAGAGACGAUGACGGUGAGGAAGCAGAUGCUGGAUGAGUUUGGAACCACGCUCUCUCUUGCCUUCACUCAUCCUACUACUUAUUCAACUUCUUUGAGCAGCGCUAGUCUCGCCUUGGAAGAACUCACCGAAACUCUCCCUGAUGAACUUCCCUCCAUUGCACAGCGCCUGAGUGCCAUGGGAUAUCUCGAAGAUUGCAAGCAGAUUUACAAGACCAAACGCCUGGCAUUUUUCGAUGCCACUUUAGGGCGAUUUGGCAUUCAGAAAUUAAGUGCGGUUGAGGUGAAGAGGAUGGAAUGGGAAGCACUUGACAAGGUUGUAGGGCUGUGGUUGAAAGCACUUGUGUUCUGUGUAGAUCUUAUCCCCAUUGAAAAACAGACCCACCAGUCAGUCUUCAAAGACGAUUCAUCAGCACUUGUGAUGGGAAUAGUGAGGGCUUAUGUCUCACCAUUCCUAGAUUUCGUACAGGCAUUUGCCACCACUCACCCUUCUCCACAAAAACUAUUCAGAUUCCUUGAUUUACACCGCAUCCUAAACACUACCUUGAGCCGGUGUGUAUUGUUGGAGGUGCCCAGAGAUGAUCCUCUGGCGACACAGGUUGAAGAAGCCUUGUCUCAGCUCAUAGAGGCAGCAAAAGUGAGUUUCCGGAAUUUUGAGAGAGCGGUGGACAGUGACGUUAUGCAUAUUAGUAGCGUCAAAGAGGGUGGUGUUCAUACCACCACAAAUUAUGUCAUGGAUUAUAUGAUGAGAUUGAUAUCUGAAUACAGUAACGAGUGUGAAUGGAUAGUUUCAGUGCCAAGAAAGGUGGAAGUAAGAACAAGGAUCGAUGGGAAUAUCUGUGAGAAAAAAAGUAUUGAUGGUAGCGGCGUAUCGCCAUUUGCAUCUCACGUCAUUUGGGUCAUUGCCUCGUUGCUGCGCAGGUUGAAAAGCAAGACCGUCCAACACCUGCAGGACGAUGAUGCUUUUGCUCACUUUUUCAUGUUGAAUAACCUCAAUUACAUUAUUCAGAGGGUGAAUGAGCAGCCAGGAUUAAGAAUGAUAGUACAGGGUGAUUUCCUGCAUGAUAUUGAAACAGGCCUGCGUUCUGCAAAACUGAAAUACCUGGGUUCGACUUGGACCGAAAUUGUACAGGAUUUGGCGCAAUGCUCCACUCCCAAAAAGAUCAAGCUCUUCAACGUCACGAUUUCCUGGCAGAGUAGCAGGAAGAAAACUCUUAGGAAUUUCAAUGAAAUGUUUGGUAAAGUUCAUCAAACUCAAUCUAGGUGGUCGGGAUCUGAUGCCAACCUCAUGGGACAGCUUCGAAAAGUUAUUUUGGAUAGGUUGGUUCCAACUUAUGAGCAUCUUCUUGACCAACUCUCAGACACUUCUGGUAAUCCCACCACUGAAAUCCAAUACUCAGUUGAGGAUUUAAAGAAAGCAAUCUCUCAGCUCUUUCAGGGUCGCCCUCCCACAUCCUUUCCAUCAACAUAACAUACUAUACAUGGAGUCAAGAACAACAUUGAUCUGUUGCUGCCACUUGCAUUAUUGUUUCCUUAGUUUAUUUACUACUCUCAUUCUUCUCUUUCUUCAUUUUAUGUGUUUAGUCCGGUUGAGAUAGAAUUAAAUAAAUAAUUGUAUUAGUAUUUUGAAUAAUAGCCAAUAGAGGAUUCUCUGU
This is a messenger RNA of Ipomoea nil (Japanese morning glory), 1849 nucleotides long. RefSeq names its product exocyst complex component EXO70A1-like. Gene Ontology annotation, molecular function: phosphatidylinositol-4,5-bisphosphate binding. Gene Ontology annotation, biological process: exocytosis. Lineage: Eukaryota; Viridiplantae; Streptophyta; Magnoliopsida; Solanales; Convolvulaceae. The record is from RefSeq and is a predicted model, not a curated record. Bases 16 to 1665 code for a protein of 549 amino acids. Gene Ontology annotation, cellular component: exocyst. The transcript has 2 exons.